Trifolium pratense (red clover) is the source of this 1673-nucleotide messenger RNA. RefSeq names its product putative receptor-like protein kinase At4g00960. Bases 261 to 1478 code for a protein of 405 amino acids. Gene Ontology annotation, molecular function: protein kinase activity; ATP binding. The record is from RefSeq and is a predicted model, not a curated record. Gene Ontology annotation, biological process: protein phosphorylation. The transcript has 6 exons. NCBI's taxonomy places the organism in Eukaryota, Viridiplantae, Streptophyta, Magnoliopsida, Fabales, Fabaceae.
UUUUUGUUUUAAAAUAAAGUGAAAAAAUGAGAAAAUCGAGAAUAAGACUGGAAAGGUCAAUAUGGAACACGCCAACACGUCUCUAUUUUUUAUCAACUGCAACACUUGUUUGUUUGUUCAUCUUUUUCACUCCAUAAAUUUUCAUUCUUUUUCACUUCCAAAACUUUUCCACUUUCAUCAAAUUCAUCUUUUUCAUAUAUUUGCUUGAACAAGAAGCAAAAGAAUCGCCUUUGAGCUUGUUUUUUUGGGUUUCAUGGGAUAUGAGCAAAUCCAACAAUUUCUUUCAUAAUCUCAUAAAGCCCUUCAAAUUUGGUUCAACCAGAGAGGGAAAUAGUGAAGACGAUAUACAGAACAUAGCUACACAAGAGCAGAGGACAUUUUCCUAUGAAACGUUGGUUGCUGCUACCAACAACUUUAAUGUUCAUAACAAACUUGGUGAGGGAGGCUUUGGACCUGUUUACAAGGGUAAAUUGAAUGAUGGGAGAGAGAUAGCAGUGAAGAAGUUAUCACUUGGUUCAAAUCAAGGGAAGACGCAGUUUGUUGCGGAGGCCAAGUUGCUGACACGCGUGCAACACCGUAAUGUGGUGAAUUUGUAUGGUUAUUGCAUCCAUGGCAGAGAGAAGCUUCUUGUGUAUGAGUAUAUCUCUCAUGAGAGCCUUGACAAGUUCCUAUUCAGAUCAAACAAGAAACAUGAGCUAGAUUGGAAACGCAGGUUUGACAUAAUCAAUGGAGUGGCAAGAGGAUUACUUUAUCUUCAUGAAGACUCUCACGACUGCAUAAUUCAUCGUGACAUAAAAGCAGCCAACAUUUUACUUGAUGAAAAAUGGGUCCCUAAGAUUGCUGACUUUGGCCUCGCUCGUCUCUUCCCUGGAGAUGAAACUCAUGUCAAUACACGUGUGGCUGGAACACACGGAUACAUGGCUCCGGAGUACUUGAUGCAUGGACAUCUAUCUGUGAAGGCGGAUGUGUACAGCUAUGGAGUUUUGGUGUUGGAGUUGAUCACCGGGCAUCGAAACUCCUCCUCUAAUUCAUCCUUCAAUGGAGACAAUCUCCUGAAUUGGGCAUACAAGCUAUACAAGAAAGGGAAGUGGGUAGAAAUGGUGGACCCAACAGUAGUAUCUUCUGUGACGGUAACAGAACAAGUGGAGACAUGCAUUCGAGUGAGUCUGCUAUGCAUGCAAGGCGAUCCACAGAUUCGUCCAACGAUGGGGCGUGUGGUGUUAAUGUUGUCAAAGAAACCACCAAGUCAUAUGGAAGAACCAACGAGACCAGGUGUACCUGGUUCCAGAUACAGAAGAACAGUGCCUCGUAGUCGUACACUUUUCACUACUGAUGACGAGAAUGACUCAUCUGCUUCACACAUUGAUUCAAGCAACUUUGACACUACUACUACCACCAAUUCUAAUUCUUCGGCAACAAGAACAAGUUCUGCUACUGCACAAGUAGACACGAAAGGGAAACGUCCAAUGCUACAUUGAUGAUAUCAUUCUUUUCUCUCGGUGGAGAGUUUUGAGGUUAUAUAGCAUUCUUUUUGUACCAUAGUUUUUUUUUUGUAUGUUUAAGUUUGCAUUAAUUAAGGUUGUAAAUGUUAUUAGGAGUAGGUGAAGAAUAAUGGAUUGAAAUCAUAUGUUCCUUUCUUUUUUUAUACAAUGUUCCUUCUUUUGGUUGGAAUA